UCGAUGUGGUGUCCACAGUUUCGUGAGCUCUGACCACCCCUUCCUCAUUUCAGUACAGCUUCGGAAGCAGGAACUUCACAGGACGGUGAAACGUUUCUCCGCACUUCUAUGACAGCUUCGUUUGAAAACGUAAUUUACGUAAAUAUGUUUUUACUGACAUACAGGUAAAAGGUAACGGGCGGUAGCCGGCGUCUGCCAUAUAAAUUACCGCUUUUCUCAACACAGCCUAACAAGUUUUUAAAGGCUUCCUACAGGAAACGCCGUGAAACCUGCAGGCAGGUGGACCGUCCUUCAAGCCAGGGCCGUUUCAGCGAUUUCUCCUCUGAAACGGGCUUUUGCGCUCAGCUGAGCGAUGGACCCGCAGAGCGGUCUCCUGUCCCGCGCCGGAACCUCCCUAUGGACACUCUUCCAGGGCGCCGUGAACUAUAUCACAUCAGCUGUGGGCAGAUAUUUAAGGCCUGAGCCUCCAAAUACAGGAAAUGAUGACAUAAAUAUAAUACCGGAAGCAACAGUUUGCAAACAAAGAGAGAGAAGUCAUGAGGAGGAAGAAAAGAGUCUGAAUGCAAACUACAAAGAAAAAGAAGAGGAUGAUGCUGAGAACAGUGGGAAAAAUUUUGCAGAUCCCUGUCAGAUUACCCUAUCCACAGACACAGAGAGCAAGACUACACAAUGGAGCGUUGAAUAUGUCAAGAGUAUGGUAACAGAAAAAGGAGACAAGGCACAUGAAAGAUCAAGAGAAGACCAUGACCAACUGAAAAUAAUCCCAGUCACUGCAAACUUAAACAAUGAAGAUGCAGAGGAGAAGGGUCUUACUCAAGAAGAAAUCCAACAGGGAGAUACACAUAUGAGACAUGGUUGUCUGAUAGAACCUAGAAAAGGGGAAAAGGGAAAGCAAGACAAUCACCAAACUGAGGAUGACAUUCAGUGGCAAAAAGAACAAAAGGUAGCCAUAAAACAAGAUCAUGCCAAGUCUACAGAAGAUGAUUUUAAAGGUGAGAGAAGAUUUUUUGGGAUUAAAGUAAAGACAGUAGGAAGUGAUUAUAGAACAAUGGAAGGUUGUGAGGGAAUUCUUGGUAUUAAAGAAAGACAGCCGGAGAUGAGGAAGGGAGAAGAUGAUACAGGGAUAAAUCAAAGUUAUAAGGAAUCAGAAGCAGAGCAAGAAGGAAAUGAACAAUCAGGAAGGUUGGAAGAGACUGAAACAACAAGCAGAGAAGGACAAAUAAGUUGUCAAGAAAAUGAAAAAAAUAAAGUAAAUAUUCAAGCACUAAAAAGCAAAUUCACAGAACAAGAAAGAGAAAAACAUAGACUGGAAGACAAAGGAGAAAUGGAAGAAAUAAGAGGAGAGUUGGAAACAUUAAAUCAGAAUCAAGAAUCAGUAUCAGUUGAAGGGACUGAUGAAUCAUGUGCAAUUGAGAAAAGUGGGGAGGAUGGAAAGAGGGAAACAUAUUCAUCUGUGUUAGAAAGAAGAAAAGAAAUAGAGUACAGGCCUCACAGAGCUCAGACACAUUCUGAUGAUGAAGAUGAUGAAUUGGACACAAACCAAGAGGAAGAAAGAAAAACAGGUGGGGAACAAAUAGGAACUAGGGAGGUGGAAAGAGAGGGAGGACUACAAGAGGUGAACAUAGAAACAAAGUUCAAAAUGACAGUAGUAAAGAUAAAGGAUGGAAAAGAUGAGGAGAAUGAAAAGGAAACAAAAAGUGAUGAAGAGGAAACAACUGACUUAGAAAACAGAGAAAUACAAAUGGGGAAAAAUUUCGAGGAACCGCAAGAUGAGAUAAAACAAGAUGAUGAACGUGGGUGGAAGGAAGAGGUUCAGACCACAAGGGUGUCAGGGCACGGAAGUGUCACAGAGAAUGAAAAACACAAAAAAGAAAUGAAAGGUAUAAAAACGGAAAUCAUUGUAAGUGUCAAAGAACUGGAAAGAGAAAUGCAGAGAAUAGAGGAGGAGGAAGAUGUGGAAGAAAUAACAGAAGACCUGGAAGCAGCAGAUGAACCUCAAGAAUUUGUAACAACAGAAGAGAAAGAAGAGUUAUGUACAUUAGAGAAAGGCAGCAGGGUUGGAGAAAUGGAAGUGUGUUCAUCUGAGUUUGAAAGAGGAGAAGAAAGGGACAAUUAUGUAGCAAAAGAAGAUGUAAAAAUCCACUUUGAAGAUCAAUGGCCAGUGCAAGAAUGGACUGAGGAACACUUAACAUUAGGAUUUGACUUUCAGGAACUGGAAAAAACACACAAAGAAGUAGAAAUGAUACCAGAAGAUAAAGUUGUGGCAAUAUCACAGACACAGUGGAGAGAUGAUAAUAAAGAUGAGGUAAGUGCCCAACAGGCGAGAGAAACAGAAACAGAGCACAGGUGUCACAGACCUCACGAUCAUUCUGGUGUGGAAGAUGAAGAAUCAGAUACAAACGAAGAGGAAGAAAAAAAAGCAGAUGCAGAACAAACAGAUGCAGGGAAAAUGGAAACAGAAGGAGAACCACAGGAGGUGUACAUGGAAAUAAAACACAAUAUGACGGAAGCAGAAACAAAGUAUGGAAAAGAUGAGGAGACUGAAGAAGAAACCAGGAGUGAUGACGUGGAAACACCUGACUUAGGAAAAAGAGAAAUAGCACUGGAGACAAAUUUCAAGGAAUCAGAAGAUGAGAUAAAAGAAGUGGAAUCUGGAAGGGUGGAAGAUAAUAAGUCCAUAAAGGAAAAAGGCCAAGGAAGUGUCACAGAAAAUGAAAAACACACAGAAUUUAAACAUCUAGAAAGAGAAAUCACAGUAAGUUUAGAACUGGGAAAAGAAAGGGAGAGAAUAGAGGAGGAAGAUGAUGUGGAAGAAAUGAAAGACCUGGAAGCAGAAUGUAAAUAUCAGGAAUCUGUAACAGAAGAGGGAGAGGAGUCAUGUGCAGUUGAAAAAGGUAGCAAAGAUGGCAAACGGGAUGUAUAUUCAUCUGAUGUAGAAAAAAGAAAAGGAAAAGACCCUAAUAUACAAAAAGGGGAUACAGAAGUGCACUUUGAUGAUCAAUGUUCAGUACAAAUUGGGACCAAAGAGCACUUCGGAUUAGGAUUUGACUUUCAAGAAUCUGAAACAACAAACAAAGAAACAGUACAAACGAUAACAAAAGAAGACGAUGUAGAGGGAUCAGGGACUCAAUGGAGAGAUUAUAUGACACAUGAAGAUAGUGUUUAUAAGCAAACAGAAAACAACCAAAAGGAAAAGAGAAAAACAGAUGAAGAACAAAUAGACACUGAAGAGAUGAAAAUGGAAGAACCGCAAGAAAUAAACAUUGAGAUGAAAUACAAAAUAGUCACUGUAGAAAGUGAGGAUAGAAAUGAUGAGAAUGACGUGGAAACACCUGAAUUGGGGGAAGAUGAAAUAGAGUUGAAUAAAAAGUGCAAGGAACCCCAACAUGAGAUAAAAGGAGAGGAAGAAUUUAGAAGUUCUGUGAACACUGAGUCAUCUUUUGGAGAUGAACUGGGCAACGUUCUAGAAAAUGAAAGAAAUGAUGGACUACACAGACUAGAAGGUGAAAUCACAGUAAAUACAUUGAUACUGGAAAAACUUAAACAGAGCAAAGAAGAAAAAGAAGAAAUGAAUGAUCUAAUAGAACAUUUAGAAACAGAAGACAAAAGCCAAAAACCAAUAAUGAUGGAAGCUGGAGAAGAAUCACAUGCAGUUAAGAAAGGCUGGGAAGAUGGAGAGAGAGAAGUGUGUUCAACUGAGUUAAAAGAAGAAGAAAACAGCAUAAAGGCAAAAAAACAAGAUAUAAAAGUCCAGUUUGAAGACAGAUGGACAGCACAGUCUGAGGGUCACUUACCAUCACUAGUCAGUUCUCAAAAAAUUGCAACAGCACACAAAACUGGUCAAGCAACAGCAGUUGAUAAACCUGUAGAUAUAUCAGUGACACAAUGGAGAGAUGAUAUGCAACCCGAGGAAAGUAUCUACAAGGGAACUGAGACAGAUGAGAAUGGGAAAUCUCAAAGAACUAAAGGGCAAACUGGUGAGAAAGAUGGGUCUCAUAAUGUAAGUAUAGAAUGGGACAUUGAAAUAAAAGAGGAAGAUGCUGUGCAUGAAGAAACAAAUGAAGCUGUAUCACAACAAAGUAUAAAAGCUGAAGAAUUAAGCUUCAGUAGAGCGGCUGAAAAUGAAGAAGACAAAGAAUUAUGCAGGAGGGAAGACAUUUUUAACAGAAUAGAAAUGAAACAUGAUAGCAAGGUUAAAGGUGUAAAUGCAGUUGAAAUGAGGGAUGAAAUAAUAGAAGUCAAUCAAGAAGCUAUUACAAGAAGUGUAGAUGAACUUGAAGAAAGGGAGGUAGGGGAAACUGGCAUUGAUGACAUUGCCGGAAUAAGAGACGAGUUCCAUGUAAAAGACACAACUGGAAAAAAUGUAGAAGAAACAGAAUGCAGAAAAGAUGAAAGCAGAACUGAGCAUGUGUGGGAAAUGCAGACCGAAAAAAGGGAAGAACAGGUAGUACCAGCAUAUGUAGCAAGUAUGGGACAGAAGGAGAAAGGAGGAGAAAAUACAGUGGAUGAAAGCGUAACAGAAAGAGGAGCAGAAGUGUUUGUAGAGGGAGAAGGAAUAGAAGUGGUAAAAUGGCAAUCCAUGUCAAGUAAAAACAAAGUUGUAGGAAAGGAUACAGAGGGAUCUGAUGUGUUGGUGGAUGAAAAAGAGGAACUUCAAGUAAGAAAGGAUGCAGAGGAAGAGAUUAUUGAGAGAAAUGCAACCAAUGAAUUAGCUGAAACACAAACCGAGCAUAAAGGCUAUGUUAGACAGGAAAGCAAAGACAGAAUUACCAUGGAAGAUAAUGGAAAAAAUUUGAUAAUGGUUCUAGAUGUAAAUACUGCGCUAGCGGAAGAUUAUAAGGAUAAGAGUGCACAUGAUGAAUUGGGAGCAGUAACACUUAGAAGUGGACUGGCUGAGAACAAGUCAGAAGAGGAGAGAAAGUCAGACUAUAAUGGGGGAAUGAGGGCCCAAGUAUGUAAGACUGAUGAAAAACAAGAAGUAACUAAAGCAAAAGAUUGGGUAGAACAUGAAGAAACAGCAAAAGAAAAGACUGACAACAGUGAAGUGUACAGACAAGAGGUAGAAAGAACAAAAAUACAGGGAGAAGAUACAAAACAAGAGCAAAACAAAAGCGAUGAAACGGAGUCAUAUGGUCGAAAUGGUAAAACAGAAAUGUUAGUCACAGAGACACUAGAUGAUGAGGAAAAGGAAGAGCAGCCAAUGUCUAUGGGGGGAACUAAAAAAGAAGUGGAUGAAGAAAUAAGAGCAGAUGUGAGAAAUGAAGACAUUGCACAGGAUGAUGUUCGAAAAAGAGAAGACGAGCAAAUAUAUGAAGAUGAAAGUAAAAAAUUUGUCUUACAGGUGGAUGCCCCCUCUUUGGAUUUCACUGCCCAAAAGUCUCGAAUUGCCCUUAAGAACCACCUGGUUCGUCCACCCAAGGAUCCUCGAAUACUCCUGCAGAAAGCCUCUGUGAUCCCUAUCCAUUCAGCCCCACCCCAGGAGGAGGGGUUUAACACAAAGCCAGUGAUGAUGAAGGUGGGAGGUGGUGGAGUGAUGGGAAUCAAACUGCCAGGCUUUGGCGGUGGAAUUCCAGCACUGAAGAAAAAAGAAAAAGGAGUGAGUGAAAAAAGUGAGGAAGUUACUGGACAGAUCAGUGAGAAGGAACUCACUGCAAAUGUUGGAAUUGAUGUCAGGGAGCAGAGCAGCACAAAACAAAGGGAGGCAGGACCCAAAAUGGGAGGAGUCGGGGCGAUUGGAGUGAAGCUACCUGCUUUUGGUACAGGACUGCCUAUUUUAAAGAAGACAGACCGGGGAGUGAAGAUGAGGGAGGAUGUUGCAGAUGAUGGUGAAUAUGGAACAGCAAGGGCUGAAGGAAAAGGAGCAGAAUCAAAGGAAAAGGAGGUGAAAAGUACUGGAGCACCAGCUGUAAAACUACCAAGUUUUGGCGCUGGAUUUCCUAUGCUGAGAAAGACUGAAAGGGGAGCGAAAAUGAGAAGUGGAGAAGACUUGGAAAAGUCUGAAGCAGAUAAUUUAAACGACACAGACAAGCCAGAUGGAGGAUCUCCAUCCAACAAGGCUGAUGUAGGAAAUCCUCUACUGUCAGAGCUUAAGUUUAAAUUAAAGAAGACUGACAAGAAGUGAGAGUGAUAUCCUGCGUUUCUUUUUAUACAAUACUGUGUGCAUAUGAAUUUCGACAUUAUUUUACCAUUACUUACCUGCAUUUCGUGCACUAUUAAGUAGGGUUGCCAGCAGUGUAUGCAAUUUUACCGUAAUACCCUAAAGAAUAAAUGUUUGUUCAAGCAUACAUGCAGAAGUGCCUCUCAGGUUUGGAAACCACAGCUGUCAGGGCUGUCCAGACUACUAGAAUUCUAGCAGACAAUGUGUUGUGUGAACAGUCUCUGACC
This is a messenger RNA of Scleropages formosus (Asian bonytongue), 6384 nucleotides long. RefSeq names its product trichohyalin. NCBI's taxonomy places the organism in Eukaryota, Metazoa, Chordata, Actinopteri, Osteoglossiformes, Osteoglossidae. The transcript has 10 exons. The coding region runs from base 353 to 6121 and encodes 1922 amino acids. The record is from RefSeq and is a predicted model, not a curated record.